Messenger RNA from Caenorhabditis remanei, 405 nucleotides. RefSeq lists its product as uncharacterized. Bases 1 to 405 code for a protein of 134 amino acids. Lineage: Eukaryota; Metazoa; Nematoda; Chromadorea; Rhabditida; Rhabditidae. The record is from RefSeq and is a predicted model, not a curated record. The transcript is spliced from 2 exons.
AUGACAUCGCUCUUUGUUUUCAGUACAGUAAUAUUUCUAAUCUUUCACUCAACAUUUGCUCACGUCCAUAGUCAUAUCGACUGCCGUUGCCCCCGAUUCACCGAAUCCUACUCAAUCGAAGGUUCCUUCUCCAUUGAUCUCUACGCAACCCUAGGACCCGUAGAUCACAUCGACUACAGUAACCAAUGCACGAAUGUCCGAGUAACCUGCACAUCAUUCUCCCCUCAAUGGGAUUCUGACGGAUGGGCGGUGUAUAAUGGAACGAUGACGUCAUUGUUGAGUGGGACGUCGAGAAUCUGGUGUGGAGAUGGGGCGGAGUGGAAUGUUGAGAUGAAGAAGGGAGGGGGAGAGACACAGAUAUGGACUGAUGUUUCGGUGUACUGUCAGAGUUAUCGGGCGAGAUGA